Molecule: messenger RNA, 1802 nt
Organism: Mytilus trossulus (common blue mussel)
Lineage: Eukaryota; Metazoa; Mollusca; Bivalvia; Mytilida; Mytilidae
Product: ciliary microtubule inner protein 2B-like
Source: RefSeq, a predicted model, not a curated record
UCCCCUUUCGGAACAAUGACGUGACGUAAUGGGUUCGUUUCAUAGAUACGAAAAUCGACCCGACGUAAAAGGGAAAUAGAUUAACUAAUUCGUUUCAUUUUGUUUUCAUUGAUAUAUUUUUAUUUAAAAGGGGGAAAUGCCGCUACCAUCUGAUGGAAAGAGUGUCUUAAUGACACCGGACCCUUACCACACACCAGGGUAUGGUGGAUUUUGUCCUCAGUUUAAAUACCAGAUUGGAAACACAUUUGGAAAAACUACGUGUCGAUUAUUAGGGAAUACAAAUGUUGCCAGUUCCGGAAAAUUGGUUUUGGCAGAUAUUCGAGCAAGCGCACCGGCCGCUUUAUUUUCUGGUAGCAAAGCUGACUUCCGGUCACAAUUGCUUCGUUCCAGAACUCAAAGCUGGGGUGACCAGAAACUAGUUGAAAGAAUGAUUCCAGGUUAUACAGGAUUCAUACCACGUAGCGAACAUUACUUUGGGAAAAGAUAUGCAGAGACAUGCAAAAGUGCAAUAGCAGAUUUUGAAGUCGACCAAAAAGAUUACGAUUCAAAGUUAAAGGAUUUAAAAAUAACGGAAGUGAUGCAACAAGGGAAGGAAGUCAAAGGUCAAGAUGGAAAAUCAAUGCCGUUCCAAAUCAAAACUUCAACAUUCAAAAUCACCUUUUUAUAUGGCAAAUGGUAACCCACAGAAGUGCUUCAUGUCCGGAUACACCGGGUUUGUUCCACGAAGCAGAGGUCAACUUGGAAUGGGUUAUCCAAUCAUAACAAAUCUUGCAUUGAACGAAUUUACAGACGAUAUAGUACGAGCCAAAUCAUUAGAUGGUUCAGGAGCGAGAACGGUAACUUUUAAAGAGACGACAAGACCUAAAUCAGAUGGAAAGCCAAUAUACCCAAUCGAAACAGGACUAGUACCACACUACACUGGACAUAUACCAGGCCAAAAAUUCAGGUAUGGUGGAACUUUCGGACACAGUACUGAGAAUGCAUUGAAAGUCCCCAAAGAAUUGACGAUGUCAGCUUAAAUUUGGAACAAUCACGAGAGUGAAAGAUAGUGAAGGAGAAAAGAAUAAACAAAACAAAAACUUAUUCAAAUAUCUGUGAUACCCAGCAGUAUUAUGUACAUUAUUUUUUGGCUUAUUUCAGCUGUUUUAUUGAGUCAUCUGUAUUUAUCAUUUGUGUUUCUUAUUUCAACCAAAACGAACGUGAACUACAUGUAUUUCGUUGAAUAAUUUCGGACGAAAACACUUAAGUGCUACUUCCAUUAAGUAUUAUACCUGUUGUUUUUGAUAAAUCAAAGCAACAUUGAUAUAUUUUAUUGAUGUGUUUAUUCAAUUUUAUACAAUCGGCAUUGCUAGUGUUUACAAUUUGCUCAUUUUCUUUUAUAAGUUUAUAUUGAUAAUGUGUUUAUGUAAGCUGCGGUAUUGUUUAACACUUUGGUUCGAAAUUGACAAAUCAAGUAUAAACACAUACAUGAAAACUCGAAACAUAAAACGGAACUAUUAUCCAUGUUUGUUUUCUUUGCAGUUCAAACAUAUGAAUGCAUUGAAAUGUUGGAACACUAGUGUCAAGCUUAAGACGAUGAAACAAUAUUUAAAAAAAUAUUCAGGUUAUUCUCUGCAAAGCAGCUUACAAGAACACAUAUUACGUCAUCAAUAUUUGUGUUCUUCCUUCCAAAUUGUGUUCCCUUGCCUACUAACCCUCAACUGUUACUAUAUAAAUGUUGGCAUUAUAUAGAUAUGUUGCUGUAUAUCAUACAAGUAUCAUUUCGAUUUGUUCAUGCUUAAAAAUAAAAUAACUUAAAACUA